AUGGCUUCCAACGAGUCUCCCGCCGCUCCCCACGAGCCACCAUACACAUACCGCGCGAACCAGGGCUACGAACAGACCGAGGAGGUACCGGCCGAGCUGAAGAACGUGCCCCGUGAUACCCCCGCCCUCGAGGACGAUGCCGAGGAUGACAUGGAAGAUAUCUUCGGCGAGGACGACGACGUCCCCGACGACGAAUGGGCCGGCGACUCGGGCGACUUGACCAAGUCGUACAACCGCCAGCGCAUGUUCAACAGCAACAGCAACAGCGACGGCGGCGCUGCCCUCCCUCGCUCCAACGCGCAACGACCGACUGCAAACACUUUCGCCAGUGUUGACGACCAGAUCACCGCCCUCUCCAAGCACGCUGCCAAGAUCAGGCUCGACAGCGUCAAGGGUCGCGACGAUGACGAGAAGACAAAGGAUAAGGCGGACCGCGCCACGAGCGAGCAGGUACUGGAUCAGCGCACGCGCAUGAUCCUGCUGCAGAUGAUCAACCGUGGCGUCGUCAGCGAGAUUCACGGUGCCAUCAGUACCGGCAAGGAGGCCAACGUCUACCAUGCCGUGCUGCAUCCCGAGGGCGAUGCGCCGACCGUCCAGCGAGCCAUCAAGGUGUACAAGACGUCGAUCCUGGUCUUCAAGGACCGCGAGAGGUAUAUCACGGGCGAGCACCGUUUCCAGAAGGGUUUCGACAAGAGCAGCAACAGGAGUAUGGUCAAGCUCUGGGCCGAGAAGGAGUUCCGUAACUUGAGGAGGAUACACGCUGCUGGCAUCCCCUGCCCUGAGCCCAUCAGCCUCAAGCUUCAUGUUUUGGCUAUGGGUUUCCUGGGUGACCGCAAGGGCUGGGCGUACCCCCGUCUGAGGGAUGCCAAGCUGGCUGGAGACGAUGUUGACGAGCAGUGGAGGGACUUGUACGUCCAGUUGCUCGGUCUGUACCGCAGGAUAUACCAGGUUUGCAGACUUGUCCACGCCGAUUUGAGCGAGUACAACAUCCUGUACAACGACAAGAAGCUGUACAUCAUCGACGUCUCUCAGAGUGUCGAGCCUGACCACCCUCGCGCGUUGGAGUUCCUGCGCAUGGAUAUCAAGAACGUGGGCGACUUCUUCAGGCGGAAGGGCGUCGACACCCUGUCUGACCGUGCCGUUUUCGAUUUCAUCUCAGCGACGCAGGGCCCGGUGGAGGAGCCGGCCAUGAAGGAUGCCCUCGAGAAGCUCUACGAAAGCAGACCCGCCGAUGAGGACGAAGCUGCUGCUGAGGUCGAGGUCGACAACGAGGUCUUCCGCAAGCAGUACAUCCCCCAGACUCUCGAGCAGGUCUACGACAUCGAGAAGGACGGUGCCAAGAUUGGACAGGGCGAGGGUGACAAGCUUGUGUACAAGAACCUGCUUGCCGAUACUGUCGUCAAGGAGAAUGAGGAAGAGGAGGAUGACGAGUCCGAAGACGAGUCGGGAAGUGGAGCAUCUCUCGGAAGCGAUGACGACGAGGGGGAUUCCAAGUUCGACAAGGGCAGGCCUAGGGGGCGUAAGCAUGAGGAUAAGGACGAGAAGAAGGCGCACAAGGCAGCGGUCAAGGAGGCCAAGCGCGAGAAGCGCAAGGAGAAGAUUCCGAAGAGCGUAAAGAAGAAGCUGGUCUCGGCGUCGUCUAGGAAGAAGCACUAA
Colletotrichum karsti is the source of this 1656-nucleotide messenger RNA. RefSeq names its product serine threonine-protein kinase rio1. The transcript is spliced from 2 exons. Gene Ontology annotation, cellular component: cytosol; preribosome, small subunit precursor. Gene Ontology annotation, biological process: maturation of SSU-rRNA. The record is from RefSeq and is a predicted model, not a curated record. Gene Ontology annotation, molecular function: protein serine/threonine kinase activity; ATP binding. The coding region runs from base 1 to 1656 and encodes 551 amino acids. NCBI's taxonomy places the organism in Eukaryota, Fungi, Ascomycota, Sordariomycetes, Glomerellales, Glomerellaceae.